AUGACACUAGAUUAUUCUUUACUGUUGGUGCUCAUCUCGGACCCCGAUCUUGUCUAUUUUGUCGCUCAUAAGGUAGUCCAUUCGAUCAACGUGAAGACGCAGAGAUGGGAUACAAUUGAACGGGUACCUUUCGAACCAAAAUGCCUUGCCGCGUCUUAUGGAUGGAUUGUCGUUGGAGGAUCCGAUAAUGGAGAGUGUGCAUUCAUCAGUCUUCCCGGCCGGGAACCCCGUGCCCGGAAUGCUUCACGGCCCGGUGCAGCAGAUAUAGACGCGGCGUUGCCGAUUGAGCUUGAUAUGGAAACAAGGGUCCCCGCAGGGGCAACAGGUGCUUCGACAGAACAGCAGACAUUUUCUGGCAUUUUAGGCGGCGGCAAUGAUAUACCGGAGAUCUUUACCAAAGCGCUGACUGGCAGCAUCGUGAAUUCAGUGACAAUUCAUCGCCUACCAGCUAAUGAGAGGCAAGGGUUCGCCCAUGAGGAUAUCGCUGUAUUCAGUAAUAAUGACAAGACGAUCAAGAUCUUUUCACUGACGCGACGCAAACUGCUCGAAACAAAACAUCAUCCUAAAUGUAUGAACUAUGCUGUCAUCUCUCCAAACUCCACUCUUCUCGCCGCUGUCGGUGAUGUGAAUUAUGCAUACUUCUAUCGAAUUACACGGGACCCGGACACCAUCGACUAUGGACACGGAGGCGAACGAUUAUCCGGUUGGACAUGGGAUCUUUGCUGUCGGAUAGAGUUGCCCUUGAGUACUGACUUGAACAUGAGCCCCAAUUUCGACGACGGCAGUUGUUUCACUAUAGCCUUUUCGCCCUCGAGUUGUUUAUGUGCCAUCGGCUCACAGUCUGGUAUUAUUAGCGUGUACGACGUGAAUGUGAUUCUCGAAUCAAUGCCAGGCAUACAAGGAUACGAAGCUCGGUUGGCCUUAUUUAGAUCAUCCCGAGCUGAUUCUGCCGGCGCAGUACGAAGUAUGGCGUUCUCACCGGAACCGUGGGAUCUUUUAGUGUGGGUUGAAGACACUGGAAGGUUUGGGAUUGUUGAUAUCCGCUCAGGCUUCUUCCGUCGGCAGAUUGUGGACCUGAAUAAAGACGACCCAGAGACGCAGAAAGUUCGUCCGAUGUAUAAUUCACCAUAUCUGAUACGCUCAGAAAGCGAAGAAAAUGAUCUCGGUACGAGAAAUGAAAUGGGCAAUGUCCACCAAGCAGUUUUAGAUUUGCUAAACGGAAUGUCAUUGACAGGAAUUAACGCCGGCACCUCUGAUAGGGUCACCUCAUUGCGCGAAAGUGUUCAGGGGCUCACGGAAAGAGAACGACAGAUCAUUGAGUUUCUCAACACGGCCCGGUCGUCAUCAAGACAUGAAGGUGAUGCAGAAAAUCGGGCACCGAGUACCGACAAUCAUUCAGGACAACACGCCACUGCAUCAUUUCUAGGCGGUGCUACUGAUAACGCUGAUCACCCUUCUCGUACCACCUCGCCCUUCCGUUCUACGGAUGCUGCGCUACAGGAGCUCUUUCGGGAGCAUUAUCCUGGCCGGGUUAGUUCCACAGAGCGAAGCUUUGGCCAAAGACGUCGUGCAUCCAUUGUGAUAUCGCAAUCUGGCCAAGGUGCAGGGCCUGUCCUCAACGGUCAAAGUGGCGACCACAACAACAACGAUAAUAAUGCCACCUCCGAUUUUCAGUUGCGGCUCAGAUGGACCGCUUCGCCUGCAGAUAUACAAUCACUAGGAGACAAUUUACAUAACAAUGCUGCUAACCUUGAACAUGACUCGGAUAAUAACGGUUCGAGUACUGACAAUGGCCAGUGGAAUCCGAGUACUAUAGCAGAGGCCUGGAAUGAUGCUCUUCCUGAUGAAGCACCGCCAACGGAAGCGUGGCAAACAUCUCAACGGUCAAGAUCGAUUCCUCGUCGGAUUCCGCGUCCUGGUGCUACGACAGAAAGCCGGUACGAUGCACAGCGGGCAGCAGUAGCAGAGAUGCGGGCUAGUGUAGCUGCAGAACGACUGCGACGGCAACGACUAGCUGCUAAUGAAAUGCGUUCACCGAGGUGGAUUAGGCAUAUUUUGAGUAGUGACCAAGCCGACAGACAUUUUGGUUACAUGCCCCAGGAUCAAGAUCCCGCAGACACUGCGGGCGUUGGUUGGGGCGCCGAUGGAAGGGCCUUAUAUAUUGGGACAGUAGAAGGAAUAUUCGAAUUCCAAAUCAAUGUGCAGGAUCGCAAAAGUUUCCCAGUCUUUUCUUGCCGAUGAAAUUGUUUUUCUGCUAAUGAGAGCGAGGACUCAUUGUGGGUCUCUGGAUCUGUAUCAUUUUGAAGCUGUUGUUACACACAGAUGUUUUUAUCCUUAUGAUCCUGUUAUUUACUUGCUCUUACCAUCCUUUUUUGGCCUGAGGGAUGUGCUAUGAAGCCAUGGAACUCUUUGCAUGCUUUGAAUCCGAUUCUCUUUUUCUUUCUGGUGGUUCCAAGCUUGGGGCAGUGCGCAAUGAUGUCUAUAUUUACGGGCAUGAGACAGAAUAUUUAGUUUAUAAUGUAUUUACCUAAGUAGUCAAUAAUAGUUAUCUGAAUUGACAAAGCU
Messenger RNA from Talaromyces stipitatus ATCC 10500, 2565 nucleotides. RefSeq lists its product as uncharacterized. Bases 1 to 2241 code for a protein of 746 amino acids. Gene Ontology annotation, molecular function: protein binding. The transcript has 5 exons. Lineage: Eukaryota; Fungi; Ascomycota; Eurotiomycetes; Eurotiales; Trichocomaceae. The record is from RefSeq and is a predicted model, not a curated record.